This is a messenger RNA of Andrographis paniculata, 1034 nucleotides long. RefSeq lists its product as uncharacterized. The transcript is spliced from 3 exons. Lineage: Eukaryota; Viridiplantae; Streptophyta; Magnoliopsida; Lamiales; Acanthaceae. The record is from RefSeq and is a predicted model, not a curated record. Bases 1 to 906 code for a protein of 301 amino acids.
AUGGAGAAGGAAGAAAGGAGGAGGAAGAUCAUCUCUCGAGGGAAUGACCGCCUCGCAUUGAUCACCGGCAAGAUCCAGAAACUCGAAUCCGAUGCCUUCCCCAAAUCCUCAUCGUUUAACGCUCCCGAUCGCCGCGAAGAUGUCCAGGGGGCGCAACACGCGCGAUCGGCGUCCGAAUAUACGGCUCCUGACGACAAGUCCUUCCUCCGCGGGGAGUAUCGUCAAGGUGGAGAUGGUGUGCCUGAGACGAUAAUGGAAAAUGAUGAGGAAGUGGAAGUUCCUAAACGAAAUGAUCAAAGAAUGCUAAUUCCAGAGGUGCAAAAUCACAACCUGCAGAAGCAUGAGGAGAAGCCCGAAUUGCAGAAGCUUUCGGAUAAGCGCAAAGUGCAGAAGCACGAUGCACAAAAGCAAGAAAAGAAGCAUGAUCCGCAGAGGCGUGAGGGGAAAGAAGUAGCAGUAGUAAAGUCGGAUAUUGCAGUCUUAGCUGAAAAGUACUUGGACUACAUUCUUGGUUCGAUAUCUCUUAAGGAAAUAAAUUUCAGCAUAAUCACCACCGAAGAUAUACGUGUUAUGUGUACUAUAGUGCUAGCAGUAAUGGUAGUUCUAUACCAUGCUUUUGUUCCUCAAAACACCACGAGGCACAAGAGCCUCAUUGGCCACAGGCCCAUGUACGUGCUACUCUUGACCGAUGUAUGUAUAGUUGCUACAAGAUUGGCUCCAUUCGCCCAGCGAAGAAGGGAAGAAAUCAGAGCACCACAGGUUCAGGAAGUUGGAGAUGGACAAGAAUGGGGAGGAGCUAUUAGAUUGAUGGAGUUGGGAUUAGUAUUGCAUCAGACGGUCCGUGCCCUCUUCAUAGAUUUAAGCUUUUAUGUGGUGAUUGUCGUGUCGGGCAUCACUAUGUUAUGAAAAUACUCGGUUAUGCACGCGCAAUCCAGAACUCUCCUCUUUGUUUGGUGAAUCAAUGUGUCUGAAGCGGCUUCGUCUCAGCAUCGAGAAUGAGGCAAAAUGUAUUCUGCCCUAUAGGAAUCUUGAAG